AUGAAGUCAAUCCGCAAUCUACCAAGUCUUGUGCGCGACAAGUUUAUAGCUGCUCAAAAGGGCGGCGACCUCACGUUUUACCAGACACAGGUGUCAAUUCUUCAAUGCCAUGGAGUGCCUUUCCAAGUCCGCUUCUCUCCUGCUCUGGCGAAUAAGCCCAAAUCCAACAGGCCUCGCGCUCCGAAGGAGAAGUUCUUUGAUCCAUUUGCCGACCCGGCCCCAGGCCUACUUAUCACCGACCUCCCUUCUCACUUCCUCGUCCUUAAUAAAUUCCCCGUAAUCCCAGAUCACUUCAUCCUGGCCACGAAAGAAUUUAAAGAGCAGACACAUCUACUGGAAGAAGAUGAUAUUGGAGCUGCUUAUGAGUGCCUGAAAGCAUAUCGUGAAAAUGGAGAGGAGCUGUUUGGCUUUUUCAAUUCCGGUGAACAUUCUGGGGCAAGCCAGCCGCAUAGGCAUAUACAAUUUCUGCCAGUUGAAUCAAUGCGAAGCGGCAUGAAGACAGGGGAAGAAUGGAACGUGUUGGCUGAUGGCCUUGCAAAGAAUCCUGAACUCCCAUUUGCUUAUUUUUGGAGCGCCCUUCCUGAAAACCCAACAUCCCAGCAACUCCAUGAUAUCUAUAGAAGCCUCCACGAUAAAGCAGUUCGAGCUACGGAUGAUUCCCUUCAUGUCUCUACUGCAGAGAACGAUUCGCCGAUCAGCUACAACCUUGGCUUUACUGACCGAUCAAUGGUGGUAUGUCCGCGGACCCUAGAAGGGCCGAUGAUCAAGAGCAGCAAAGGUGAAUCCAUAGGACCAGUCUCUCUGAAUGGCACCUUGCUAGCAGGAACUCUCUUAGUGAAGAGCGAGGCCGAAUGGGAUACUCUACAUAACGACGAGUCAAAACUCAGUGAUGUUUUAGGCUCUAUCGGUAUCAGUUCAAUUAAAAGCAAUGCUAGGAUUUAA
Amorphotheca resinae ATCC 22711 is the source of this 942-nucleotide messenger RNA. RefSeq lists its product as hypothetical. Bases 1 to 942 code for a protein of 313 amino acids. The transcript is spliced from 3 exons. Gene Ontology annotation, biological process: nucleotide metabolic process. NCBI's taxonomy places the organism in Eukaryota, Fungi, Ascomycota, Leotiomycetes, Helotiales, Amorphothecaceae. The record is from RefSeq and is a predicted model, not a curated record. Gene Ontology annotation, molecular function: ATP:ADP adenylyltransferase activity; ATP binding.